Aspergillus aculeatus ATCC 16872 is the source of this 2465-nucleotide messenger RNA. Its product is annotated as CAF1 family ribonuclease. Gene Ontology annotation, cellular component: cytoplasm. Bases 378 to 2168 code for a protein of 596 amino acids. Gene Ontology annotation, biological process: nuclear-transcribed mRNA poly(A) tail shortening. The transcript is spliced from 5 exons. Gene Ontology annotation, molecular function: poly(A)-specific ribonuclease activity; RNA binding. NCBI's taxonomy places the organism in Eukaryota, Fungi, Ascomycota, Eurotiomycetes, Eurotiales, Aspergillaceae. The record is from RefSeq and is a predicted model, not a curated record.
GCCUCGAGGCAUCGACUGUGGGUCGCUAUAAUACCCAUCAAUCAUCUUCAUGUAUAACGGAGCAGACAAAUUAGAUCAGUGACCUUCGCGUCUAAGACAACAAUCACAACGAGAUAAUAUUGUCAAAUCAUAGGAAUCUCUAAUGACCAUUCCAGACCAUCUUCGUUCCUUGAGUUCUUUCUUCCUACCACUGGUUUCGCCUGAUAAACAAAACAUUGGCCUCAGUUCCUGCCCACACUGAAGUCUGUGGGUGGCAUAUUUCAGCCUCGCUCAAUCUAGACCACACCCAGUCUUAUUCUCUGAAGGCAAUCUAUCAUCAUCAUUAUUCUUGAUAUUAUUGUCAUCCUUCAACCGUCUACUACGCAUAACUAGAAAGCAUGGAUAUCACCGCUCAGAACUUUGGGCUAACUCUCCCUAUGCUCCUAGAUGAGUUGUCAACCUGCUGUUUUGUAGCCCUGGACUUCGAGUUCUCAGGAAUAGCAAAAUCUCUCGAUGGAGGCACGAGCCGGAGGAGCACGCUUCAGGAGCGGUACGAAGAGGUCAAGACAUCUGCCGACCACUUCCAGAUCCUGCAGGUCGGCUUGACCAUCUGUCAUGAAGACCCGAAGGAAGGUAUCUACACCCUGCGGCCGUAUAACCUGUAUUUGAGCCCGAUCAUUGACGACAGACUCGGAAUCGAAAGGCACUGGUCCUUUCAAAGCAGCGCUGUUGCGUUUCUCUUGACCCACAGAUUUAGCAUGGACUCGCUCUUCAGAAAUGGCGUGGGUUAUCUAUCUCGAGACGAAGAGAUCAAGGCCGUUGCCAAGGUCACUGAAAAGUUCAACCGUCCGGAAGCGACGACCACAAUAGGCGUUGAUGAAACCGAGUUGGAAUCAAUUGCCUUUCUCCAAGAAGUGCGACGUCUUGUGGAUGAGUGGCUUGCGCUUGGUACAGCCCGUGGCAACUACCUCAACAUCCCACCAGCCAGUCGUGCCGGUGCAGUCGAAAAGCCUGGUCUCGUGCCGGUGGAGCUUAACAGAUUCCAAAAGAGACUCAUAUAUCGACUUAUAGAGGUGGAAUACCCGUUGCUGAAAGCUUUCGGACGGCCGGCCGGGUUCCUGCAAAUCAUAGACCGCGACGAGAAGCGGGAACAAGCCGUCCUUGCGCAGAAAAUCGAGUCUACGCAGAAGAGAGCUUGGGAACAGACGGGGUUCAGAUGGGUCGCCGAGGCUCUGGCUGGUGGUGAUCUCGCAAAUCUCCCGCAGGACUACUUCAGCAACCGCUGGGCAGGCUUGCAAGGGCCAAGGCCCCAGCUGAAUCCAGAUCAAAUCAAGCAACGCCUGCGAGCCACUCGACCAGUGCUCGUGGGCCACAAUCUUUUCACCGACCUGAUAUACUUCUGCCGAUGCUUCUUCGGACCUCUGCCGGAUCGUGUCGAGGAGUUUCAAUCGAUGACUCAUGAGAUGUUUCCUGUUCUGAUGGAUACGAAAUAUAUGGCUACCCAUGAUUGCGGUUCCAUCAACCCUACGUCUUCCUUGCAAGAUAUUCACAACAAGCUGGCUCCCAACCCUUACCCGAAGACCAAGCUUGCUUCUCAGCAUACAAAAUACAAAGCUCAAGGCAUCAACCAUGAGGCGGGCUAUGACAGUCUGCUCACCGCCGAAGUCUUCAUCAAGCUCUCUGCACAGCUUCGGGACCGGGGCGCAGACGAUGAACCUACACCGCCAGCCCACGAGCUUAUCUGGCAGGGUCAACCAAUUACACAGUUACAGACUCCAGACAGGGGCGCAUACAAAACUGAGUUUGGGCAGGGUGAGAGGCUGAGCCUGCCUAUCCAACAACAGAAUCGUGACAGAGGCAAGAACACAAAGGCGACAGGAUCAACCCCAAAGUCUGGUCAGCGUGCGUCGGUCGAGUCGCACGAGCAGCUCGUUGAGCAUACGAUCAAUAAUUAUAUGAAUCUCCGCACGGGCGAGGCUGAGGAGGCCAGCAAGGGCGCGGCUCACAGUGUCAGCGCGGGUUCUCCAAGAGCGUCUCAGAUGGCGCUGAGACCCAGUAAUUCCAUAGUAAUCCAAGAUAGAGCGAACGGUGGACAGCUGAUCCCUCGUCUAGACGCCAAAUUCUGGAGCACUUACGGAAACAAGUUGCGUGUCUUUGGGACGCAAGAGAGGGUGUGCCAGUUUGGCUGAGGCCGAUCGAGACUACCAGGAAUAGCAAUUGCAUAGACUCUGGCAUUAUGAGUAGUAAUGUAGCGAUGAGCUUAUGAUCUACAUUUACUACGAGUUACUACUAGCCCCGAGUAUCACAAUUGCCCAGCGUUAACUAAACUGAGUGAUGGUAGGGAAUGUAUGCAGCGUCUAUCUAACAGUACACCUUGGUUCAAGAAGGUACCGCUAGCGAAAAAUGGCCGCAAAGUACUCACUCUGAGCACCGGAAAAAUGAUCGACUGGUCGUGGAAAAACUAGAACAGUGACGAUAAGGAAAUG